Molecule: messenger RNA, 2673 nt
Organism: Symbiodinium sp. CCMP2456
Lineage: Eukaryota; Dinophyceae; Suessiales; Symbiodiniaceae
Source: the annotation of a GenBank genome assembly
GAGGUGCGGGGUGAGGCAGCUGAGGUAACGAUGUGGUGGUCCAAGGCCUUUCUCAAUGCACAUGUGUGUUGGGGAAAUUUCGUUACACUCGGGUGCCCGGCACCCAAGGGCAGUGGGCGUGAGCCGCGGGUGAGCUAUCGUGCCUGUAGGGACAUUAGAGCCUUCACCGAUAAGCUCCUCGGCGAGAUGGGCGAAUUCGUUUCUCUUGAGCUUGUGGCUGGUCGUUUGGCGUGUGAUGGCAAGCGGUCCGUUGUAGAGUCCAUGUUGGCCCAGGUUCAAUGUACAGUUAGUGCAAGUUAUUUUCAUGAUGGAGCAGCCGCCGGGGAGGCCAGUACGGUAGCUUUGCCGGUGGAAGCUGGCCGGAUUGCGAUUCCUAGCCAGGCUGGGUUGGUGGAUCCGUGCCGGUGGCUGGAAGGCGACAGGAGGGAGACGGUCCGGAACCUGGCUGCCCUUCGCAAGCCGGAAUACCUGUGGGAUGAGAUCCCGAUCGCAUGUCACCGUGUGCCGGCUGAGGAGGAGCCGGCCUUGGCCGACAGAUUGUUGUCGGCGGGGAUGGCCGCGCUGGUGCCUGAGAGCCUCUUCUGCGUGGCCAAAAACGCGACCGAGGACAGGCUGAUCUUUGACCGGCGUCCGGAGAACGAGCUUGCUUCGCUCGGCUUCUUCUUGGUCCUCGGGAAUAUCUUCGAGGUUCAGGUGGUGGCCAAGCACAGUGGUGACCCGAAGAUUGCGUAUAGGCUGGCAUUCCGUGUCUUAGGCAUGGGGGACAAGAACGGCUGCGACAUUGCUCAGGCUGUUCAUGAAAGUCUUCUUCGCAGGCACGGUGUUCUUGAUCCGCGCUACACCUUAGUCUAUGGAGACCACAUCCCGCAGGAGCGCCUCCUGGAAGGGGUCUACUUAGACGACUUGCUGAUAGCCCAGAAGUGCGAAGUCCCCGAUGUGAUCCCCCUCGAUGGCUCCUUCGUCCCGCCACCUGCUCAGGUCGAUGACGCCGACGUCAUGGAGCUGAAGGCUGCGGAGCAUGCCUAUGAGGAGGCUGGGCUCGAGCGUGCCGAACAUAAGGCUUUUCGACAGCUUGUGCAUUUCAAGGCGUGGGGUGCUGAAGUGGAUGGUGUGCAAGGAAAAGCCGGGGCCCCUCUUGAGGCAAGACGACAGGUGUGGUUUCUCAUUGCCAAGUUGGUCUCAGGUGGCUUUGCGAGCCGUGUGGUGUUGCAACGGGUCGUCGGGUACUUGGCCUUCAUUUUCCAGUUUCGUCGGGAACUCUACGGCUUGUUGCAUCACAUGUACAAGUACUUGGCCAAGAUGCCUGAGGGCCGCUGGGUGCCGCUUCCGGGGCACAUCCUGGACGAGCUCCGGAGCUGCGCUCUACAUUUGCCGUUUGCCACUUGGAACAUGCGCAAGCACCUCAGCUCAUUGGUAGUCGCCACUGAUGCUACGCCCACGGCAGGUGGCGCGGUGACGGCUCGGGUGCCCGAUGCCGUAGCCCAAGCUCUCUGGCGCCACACGGAAGUGAAGGGGGAGGCGGUGCGCCUCGAUAGAGACCUCGACUUUGAGGUCGAUGCCAAUCGGCCGCGUGAGGCCUCCCGCUUCGCAAGCAUGGUAUCGGAAUGCCUUUGUUGGACGGUUGAGAGCGGAUACACUUUUCGUCAGACCUCGCACAUCAAUCUUCAGGAAAUGCGAGCCCUGAAGAAGGAGCUGGUGAAGCUCGCCGGGAACCCAACGAACUCGCAGUGCAUCUUUCUCUUCCUUAACGACUCUCGGGUGGUGUGCGGUGCUCUGGGAAAGGGAAGAUCGUCAAGCUUCAAGCUGAAUGGAAUCAUUCGGACUAUCAUCCCCCACCUUGUGCUCUCCGGGAUCACGCUUGGGAUGCUUUGGGUGGAGACCGCCUCAAAUCUGGCCGAUCACCCCUCCCGCGGCCGAACCCUUCCCCCCCCUUGCUCGGCACCGCUGUGGCUUCAGCGUUUGGGGGUGCAGAGUCUUUUGGCUUGGGUUGGCAUUGAGGUCUUCACCGAGGUGGCGGUCAUCACUAAGGCUCAUCGGAAGGCCGGGGUACCAAUGCUCGAACCGUGGGGCAUGGAUGCUAUGUCGGCUGGUUGGGAGGGCUUCUUGGAGGAGCUUUUGCGGAGUGGACAGGUCCGGUGGGCCUGGUUUGCCCCGCCUUGUGAAAGCUUCAGCCCUCGUCGCAAACUUGAUCCAGGUGGCCCGCUUCGACGCCGAGGAGAACCAGAGGGUGACCCGCGGAACACCGAGGUCAGGCUGGGCAACUUACAGUGGAAAUGGAGCCUGGGCAUGAUGAGGGUUCUCCUUGAGGCCGGUGGGAUUAUCUUUUUGGUGCACCCGAAGGACAGUGUGGCCUGGCGCUUAGAAGAGACAAACCGCUUCAUUCAGCAGCAUGCUCUUCGCCGGGUGAAUGUUGACUCUUGUGCACACGUAGCCUCGGGUACUUCGUCGCAAACUCGCCCCAACCGAAAGCCGUUGACCAUUGUGACGAACUCCCCCUGGAUUGAUGAUGCGAUGCGCUCAUGUCCGGGAAAACAUGUGCAUGAUGAUCCCUCGCGGGGCCGAUGUGCUCGAGAGUUUGGAACUUAUCCUUCCGGGUUCGGUGAGAAGCUAGCUGAUGCCCUCAUACAAUGGACGAAGGCCGGUGCCUCUCCACCGGGCGGCUUUGAGUGCUGA